AUGGACGCUGGUAUGUCGCAGUUGCACAUGGCAAUGUAUCCAUGGUUUGCGAUUGGACACAUAACCGCAUACCUCCACCUAGCCAACAAAUUAGCAGAAAGAGGACACAAAAUUUCCUUCAUUUUACCCAAACGAACAAAGGCAAGGGUGGAACAUAUCAACCUCCAUCCACAGUUAAUAAGCUUCAUCCCCAUCACCAUUCCCCCAGUUGAUGGCCUUCCUCCUCAUGCAGAAACUAUUUUCGAUGCUUCCAUCUCCUUAGGCACGUUUAUUAUGACUGCAAUGGAUCGCACGGAGAAGGACAUUGAGCUAAUUUUACUUGAGCUGAAACCCAACAUCGUUUUCUUUGAUUAUACAUGUUGGAUGCCAAACUUGACUCGGAGCUUAGGCAUCAAGUCUGUUCAUUACAUAACCCUAAGCAUGAUAUUUGAAUCUUAUAUGGAAUGCAUGGAGAAGCAGUUUCGGGAAAAUAAUUCAGUUGGAAAUGAGCUGAAUCUGGAGAAUCCCCCAGCUGGUUUCCCAGAUCCUUCCAUCAAGCUUCAGGCUCACGAGGUUCGACAAUUAACUUCAAUCGUGAAUUCAGAGUUUGGCAGUGGUGUUCGCUACUAUGAUCGCAUCAGCACCAGCACCAGAUUGUCAGAUGCAGUGGCAUUUAGAAGUUGUAGAGAAAUUGAGGAACCAUAUGCGGACUUUCUUGAAAGUUCUUAUGGGAAGCCUUUGUGGCUUUCAGGGCCUGUCCUACCUGAGGCACACGCAUUCACUUUGGAAGAAAAAUGGGCUGAAUGGCUUUCAGGAUUCAAGGAUGGAUCGGUGGUGUACUGUGCAUUUGGAAGUGAAUGCAGGCUACAUCAAGAUCAGCUCAAGGAACUGUUGCUGGGUCUUGAGUUAACAGGUUUUCCAUUUCUUGCAGCCCUUAAAGCCCCUGUUGGAUUUGAGUCCGUUGAAGCAGCUAUGCCAAAAGGGUUCCAUGAGAGGGUUCGAGGAAGAGGCAUUGUCCAUGGGGGUUGGGUUCAGCAGACACUCAUUCUUGACCACCCUUCUGUCGGGUGCUUCAUUACCCAUUGUGGAGCUGCAUCUUUACUAGAGGCACUUGUGAGCAGGUGUCAGAUUGUGGUGUUACCAAAUUUUAUUGACCAGCUCCUUAAUGCGAGGAUGAUAAGCAGGAGCAUAAAGGCAGGUGUUCAAGUGGAGAAAGGUGAAGAAGAUGGUUUGUUCACAAAGGAGAGUGUCUGCAGAGCUGUUAAGACUGUGAUGGAUUUUGAGAGUGAAGUCGGAAAGGAGGUCAGAGAAAACCAUUUAAAAUUGAGAAACCUCUUACUCACCAAGGAUUUGGAGAAGUCUUACAUUGAUAGUUUUUGUCAUAAGCUGCAAGAAUUAGUUGGGUAA
Sphenostylis stenocarpa is the source of this 1386-nucleotide messenger RNA. Lineage: Eukaryota; Viridiplantae; Streptophyta; Magnoliopsida; Fabales; Fabaceae. The record is from the annotation of a GenBank genome assembly.